CGUACUCGCAGCAGUACACUGGCACUCCGAUACGACGAUACUCAGAUACUCCGAUACUCUGGUGCUCUGGUACUCCGCUCCCGAUACUCGCUCGUGGGCUCGGAAAUGUCAUUUGUCAAUCACCGUGCGAGCGCAACGGUUGUCCGAGAGCGAGCUCCCUGCGAGGACUAAGCCAGUCGGUUAAGGUAGCACAAAUCAGUAAAUCAGUAAAGAAAAUCCAAGUCCAACUAAAUGGCAAUCCCAACAAACAACGAAUAAUUUCACAAAAAUUAAAUAAAUAAAUAACGAAACGCGUGCGCUCCUCCUCUCAGUCUCUCAGUGUCUCAGUGUGCCAAAAGUGAAGUGCUAAACAACCAAAUAAAGGAGAAAAGAAUAAUAAUACGAAUAAAAACAUAAAUCAAACUAGAGAAACAGAAACCAAACAAGCCAAACAAUCAUGGAUAACUCAGACUGCCGUGUUCCCUGGGCCAGUGCCCCCAGCAGCAUGACCUGCCUCUCCCUCGACACAGCCAAAUGCCACAGCUCCAGCUCCAAAUCCCAGCCAGACUGCAACUCUCCUCCAGCGGCGGAAAAGAUCCAGCGCCACAUUGCGCAUACGCAACGUUGUCCCGGUGGUGGCAAGAUCACAACUCUGCUGGCAGUCCUGCUCCUGGUGCUGCCCCUCAGCUUUACUCCGGCGCACAGCUGUGGCCCCGGUCGAGGCCUGGGCCGUCGCCGGGAGCGCAACCUUUACCCUCUGGUCCUCAAGCAGACCAUUCCCAAUCUCUCUGAGUACACCAGCGGUGCCUCCGGGCCACUGGAGGGCGCCAUCCGUCGGGACUCGCCCAAGUUCAAGGACCUGGUGCCAAACUACAACCGGGAUAUCCUGUUCCGCGACGACGAGGGCACCGGAGCCGACCGUCUCAUGAGCAAGCGCUGCAAGGAGAAGCUCAACGUGCUGGCCUACUCGGUGAUGAACGAGUGGCCCGGAGUCCGUCUCCUGGUCGCCGAGUCCUGGGACGAGGAUCACCAGCACGGCGCGGAGUCGCUGCACUACGAGGGUCGGGCUGUGACCAUUGCCACCUCGGAUCGCGACCAGUCCAAGUACGGCAUGUUGGCCAGAUUGGCGGUGGAGGCUGGUUUCGACUGGGUAUCCUACGUCAGUCGACGUCAUAUAUACUGCUCCGUUAAAUCAGAUUCCUCGAUCAGCUCCCAUGUCCAUGGAUGCUUUACGCCAGAGAGCACUGCCCUGUUGGAGGACGGUGUGAGGAAGCCGCUAGGCGAGCUCUCCAUUGGAGACCGCGUCCUGAGCAUGACCUCCAACGGCCAGCCUGUCUACAGCGAGGUGAUCCUCUUCAUGGACCGCAACCUGGAACAGAUGCAGAACUUCGUACGCCUGCACACGGCGGGCGGAGCUGUGCUGACGGUUACGCCGGCGCAUUUGGUGAGCGUGUGGCAGCCGGAGCGCCAGGAGCUGACCUUCACCUUCGCGGACCGCAUCGAGGAGCGACAGCACGUGCUCGUCCGGAACGAGCAGACGGGAGAGCUGCGACCGGAUCUGGUCAUCAAAGUGGAGAGUGUGCGCAGCAAGGGAGUGGUGGCGCCUCUCACCCGCGAAGGCACCAUUGUGGUCAACUCGGUGGCCGCCAGCUGCUACGCGGUGAUCAACAGCCAAUCCCUGGCUCACUGGGGCCUGGCGCCCAUGCGUCUGCUCUCCACCCUGGAGGCGUGGCUGCCGGCCAAGGAUCAGCUGCGCAGCUCUAAGGACCACACAAAGAACAGUUCCGCAGAGCGGCAGAACGGCAUUCACUGGUAUGCCGAGGCGCUGUACAAAAUCAAGGACUACGUGCUGCCGCAAAGCUGGCGCCAUGAUUAGGUCCUGUGCCUCCCAAAACCCGGCCCAAUAAUUGUAUUAUAUUUUGUAGUUAUGUAUAUGCCUAAUGAUUGAUGUAUUUCAAUGUUGAAUAUGAUUAAUACCGAUCGCUAUUAUUUAUUUAAAACACACAAAACACCCACCCAUAUGGAGAAAGCAAAAAAAAAAGGAUAUCAUAAAGCCAGAGCAAACGAAAUCAAAAAGAAUUCGAAACUGUUAUACACACGUCCUUGACUUUUUGUGUUUUUGCAAACAUCCCUAGAUUUAAGUAGGCAAUCCUUGGCACAAAUCCUAAAUGAAAUGCGAGAGAUAAAAACAAGAAAGAAGCAUGCACCAAUUUUUUCUUCAGACGACUGUUACUGUAUAUUUUUAAUGGAAUUGAAUUUGCAUAAUUUAUUAAAUUGCGAAAUAGAGUUUGAGUGCGAGUGCGGCGGAGCGCGUUCCAGCCAUUGGAUAUAUAAACAUUUUGUACUUUGUAUAUAGAAAUGAAGCAUUAUAGUGACUGAAUACUUUAUUGUAAUUUUGUAUAUAAUACUUAAUAGUUAACUGCGUAUUUAUACCUUAUAUUUAAUGAAUUAUAUUGAAAUUGUUUGAUAAA
Molecule: messenger RNA, 2450 nt
Organism: Drosophila bipectinata
Lineage: Eukaryota; Metazoa; Arthropoda; Insecta; Diptera; Drosophilidae
Gene: hh
Product: hedgehog signaling protein
Biological process (GO): multicellular organism development; regulation of gene expression; cell fate specification
Molecular function (GO): calcium ion binding; patched binding
Source: RefSeq, a predicted model, not a curated record